ACGAAGAAGAAGAAAAAGACGAAGAAGAAGAAAAAGACGAAGAAGAAGACGAAGACAAACUGCCAGCAUGGCGUUCACACUGUACUCUCUCAUCCAGACCGCUAUUCUUUGCACAAACGCAAUCGCCGUGUUGCACGAGGAGAGGUUUCUCGGCAAGAUGGGUUGGGGUGUGGACCAGGGAGUCGGGGGCUUCGGGGACGAUCCAGGAGUCAAAGCCCAGAUCCUCAACCUCAUCCGCUCGGUCCGGACCGUCAUGAGAGUCCCUUUAAUAAUAGUGAACACAGGCUGCAUCGUGCUCUUGUUGCUGUUUGGUUAACACCGUAUGAAGCCCGAGGACCAGACACGUGCCAAGGAACAACUACACCCACCAACCGACCGACCCACUCAGACACACACUGAAAUGUGCGUAUUUUACGAAACCUCUGCUUUGGCCCAGUCUUCUGCAGCGUUGGAAUAUGUUUUCCAUAAAGGUCGGCAGAGGAAUAUAAGGGGAAAAAAGAAGACGAGACAAACACCACACUCAUAUUCAGAACUGAAACACUAGACGAAAAAUAUGGCUGGUGCUGUAACAGGUCUCCCCCGUCAUCAUGACGCCAUAAGGACCAAACUUUUUUUUUAAAUGAUGUCAUCCCAUAGUUGACUUCCCUCUCACGUGAUGACACAUUGAAGGGAAUCUGCUUUCAUUCAUUUCAUGAUGAUAAGAGUCAUCAUGUUUUUUUUAUUGUUACCGAGGAGGAACAUGUUACUUUUUUUAUAGAUAUGACACAGAAGUGCUGUCAACAGAAGAGCUGGGCGAUAUUCACUGUUUCACUUCCCGUUCCUCUUCCAGUUUCUUCUGCACCAUAACACACAGCAGUAUACAGGUUAUGUCUUUCUGACAUAACAUAACACGGAUACAGACAGACGGAGAUAUUCAGGAUUUGUCGACACUUUGUCUAAAAGACUGUUACUGAGAAGUUUUUACAGAACUUUGCAAAGACACUUUGCUGGAACAGAGGUUGUUUUUUUGUGUGUGGACUUUUUGCCAAUGAGGGAAACUCUAAUAAAACCUUAUUAGUGUUUCAUAAUCCAAAACCUGAUGAGAACUGUUUGUUUUUUUCUGUUUGAAUGUGUGUCAUGUAAACUAUGAAGCAAUAUGACCAAACACAACCGUACCGUUUACACUUUAGUAUCCUCUUAAUGUCACAAACAUCAUCAGGAUGUUAUGUUAUCUUGAAAUAUUAAAAGCAUAAUUAUUAAGCACAGUGAGAAAAAAAAUGAUUGUCUCAAUCUUUUCUUUGUUUUGAGUUUGGCAGCAGAGGAACAGAGAACAUCUUGAGUUUCUGCUGUUUCUUGUUUAAAUCAGCCUCUUCAACUACUUUGACUAAGAAACAAAGAUAAUUUUUUACAGUAUGAUAAAGGGCAUACCUGCAAUUAAAAAUAAUAAUGUGUCUUAAUUCUAAUCUGAAUGGAAAAUCAUUGGAAAUUUCUACAAAAAAAAUUAACUGGCCAUGUUAAAUUUUUUCCUUAUCUGCGCCAAUUUUUAUUUUUUUUUACCUUUUCUCACAUUGACAAAGUAACAGUACGUUUACUUGAAUAAAGGAUACUGCAGUAUCUAAUCAAUUA
Messenger RNA from Scophthalmus maximus (turbot), 1605 nucleotides. RefSeq names its product immediate early response 3 interacting protein 1 (gene ier3ip1). Gene Ontology annotation, biological process: endoplasmic reticulum to Golgi vesicle-mediated transport. Lineage: Eukaryota; Metazoa; Chordata; Actinopteri; Pleuronectiformes; Scophthalmidae. Gene Ontology annotation, cellular component: COPII-coated ER to Golgi transport vesicle; endoplasmic reticulum membrane; Golgi membrane. The record is from RefSeq and is a predicted model, not a curated record. The transcript is spliced from 3 exons. Bases 68 to 316 code for a protein of 82 amino acids.